GUGCGAGAGGAGGCGCCAACCCUGCUGAACCGUUAGGGGUUGGGGUCGCCACGUCUCCCGAGCUACCCCGACCCGAGAGGGACAGGGACCGACCGCCCGGGUGACCACCGCCCACCCACAGAGUCCGAUGGCGGUGGCCGCGCCCAGGGACCCGGCUGAGGGCAGGGUGACCUUUGAAGACGUGGCCGUGUACUUCUCCGGGGAGGAAUGGGGUCUCCUGGACGAGGCUCAGAGAUGUCUGUACCAGGAUGUGAUGCUGGAGACCUUGGCACAUAUAACCUCCUUGGGCUGCUGGCACGGAGCAGGGGACGAGGAGGCACCCGAGCAGAGCGUUUCUGUACAAGGAGUGUCACGGGGCAGGACUUCCAAGGCGGCUGUGUCCUCCCAGAAGGCCCCCCCUCGUGAGGUGUGUGUCCCGGACUUGAGGGAACUUUUACAUUCGACCGAGCACCACGCGACACCUGGUGGACAGAAAGUGCACAAGAUGGGGGCGUGUGACACACAGGUGUAUUUCGACACAGACCUUGGGCACCAGCAGCAGCGCACUGGAGAGAAAUGCUUCGGGAGCAACAGGGGCGGAGCCUCUUCUUGGAAGGACUACACAUUCUGUGUGUCCGGGAAGCCCUUUUCCUGUGGCGAGGUUGUGAGGGACUUGUUGGCGAGCUCGAGAUUCCUCCAGGAUCGGGCCACACACACCAGGGAGAAGUCAGACAGGAGAGCUGAGUGCGGGGCGGCCUCUCACGGAAGGAGAACUCCGUGCACCUCGGGAGAGGGCGCCAAGGACCUCACUUGCAGACACACCCUUGUUCGUCACCAGAGACACCUCAGCAGAGACAGAUGCUUCAUGUGCAGCGAAUGUGGGAAAUCUUUUAGCAAAAGCUACAGCCUCAGUGACCACUGGAGAGUGCACACUGGGGAAAAGCCUUAUGAGUGUGGGCAAUGUGGGAAGUCCUUUAGGCAAAGCUCCAGCCUCAUUCAACACCGGAGGGUUCACACUGGAGCAAGGCCUCACGAGUGUGACGAAUGUGGGAAAUUAUUUAGCAACAAGUCCAACCUCAUUAAACAUCGGAGAAUUCACACUGGAGAACGGCCGUACGAGUGCAGCGAGUGCGGGAAGUCCUUCAGCGAGAGCUCUGCGCUCCUUCAACACCGGAGUGUGCACACUGGAGAGAGGCCUUAUGAGUGCAGCGAAUGCGGGAAGUUCUUUACCUACCACUCCAGCCUCAUAAAACACCAGAGAGUUCACUCAGGAUCAAGGCCCUACGAGUGCAGCGAAUGCGGAAAAUCCUUUACUCAGAAUUCCAGCCUCAUCGAACACCGAAGAGUCCACAGCGGAGAAAGGCCUUAUAAGUGCAGCGAAUGUGAGAAAUCCUUUAGCCAGAGCUCUGCGCUUCUUCAACAUCGGAGAGUUCACACUGGAGAGAGGCCUUAUGAGUGCAGCGAAUGUGGGAAAUUCUUUACUUACAGUUCCAGUCUCCUAAAACACCAGAGAGUACACACUGGAUCGAGGCCUUACGAGUGCGCUGAAUGUGGAAAAUCCUUUACUCAGAACUCCAGCCUCAUUAAACACAGGAGAGUUCACACCGGAGAAAGGCCUUAUGAGUGCAGCGAAUGUGGGAAGUCCUUUAGCCAUAGCUCCAGCCUCAUUAAGCACCGGAAAGUGCACACCGGGUAAGGGCUUGAGGAGUACGGUGAAUUUGGGAAACGUUUACCCGUGUCUUCCAUUUCCGUGACCGUUCAAAUAUUCACACCAGAAAAAAGGCUUUAUGAGUUUUGAAGGUGGGAGAUAUUUACGUCCGUGUCCAAGCUCCUAAAACACCACAAUGUCCCAUCAGAUGAAGGCCCGGGAAUGUGGCCGAUGGGAGAAGGGGCUGACUGAAGUCGAGCCUCGGUGCACUCCAGAGAACUCACACUGAAGAAGGGCCUUAGAAAUGCCGUGACUGUGAGAAAGCCUUCAGCCAAAGGACUGAGCUCAUCGGAGAUGACAAAUUUCAAAUGGGAGACCUACCUGAAAUGUGCAGGUAUACAGCAUUUAGGUGUUCAGUGUGACAGCGCUGGAGGAGAGCCUUUCGGAAGGUGCCAUUUGCCUGGGUUGAACCUCAUACAUCUAAACAUCCACAGAAACCCCAGGGAUGUGGCAGCUGCAGUGCACUUUGUUAACCUGCCCAGGGCCAUGCCCCAAUGUCAGGGCAGGUCCCAGAUGACCAUGAACAGCCCGAGUACUUGCUCCUUCCCCAGUGUCAGGGCAGGUCCCAGAUGACCAUGAACAGCCCCAGUAUUGCUCCUUCCCCACUUUUCCUCUCUGAGGAGGUAGGGCAUGGAUCUCACCCAGUUUUGGCCUAGAGGACUGUUGGUGCAUUGAAAAGGUGGACUGCAUGUCUCAGGGCUGUUAUUGUCCUCGUGACUCUAGAGAUGGAAACCCCAGCCUCCCAAGUCACCAACCCAGCAGUCACCCUCCCAUUGCUCUUGUUUGUACCAUAAUAAAGGUCUUACUGUUUAAGUCACUGUUAA
Panthera uncia (snow leopard) is the source of this 2511-nucleotide messenger RNA. Its product is annotated as zinc finger protein 154-like. The record is from RefSeq and is a predicted model, not a curated record. Bases 128 to 1675 code for a protein of 515 amino acids. The transcript has 3 exons. Gene Ontology annotation, cellular component: nucleus. Lineage: Eukaryota; Metazoa; Chordata; Mammalia; Carnivora; Felidae. Gene Ontology annotation, molecular function: RNA polymerase II cis-regulatory region sequence-specific DNA binding; DNA-binding transcription activator activity, RNA polymerase II-specific. Gene Ontology annotation, biological process: regulation of transcription by RNA polymerase II.